ACCAGUCGAUAAACCGGUCGACUGUCUCGGACUCUGUCAGUUGCGAUUCGCACUCUGUGAAGGCAACACGUUCCACCAAUAAUGAGAAUCAAACAAACAUUAUUUACAAUCCAGUUAGUUUAAUAGUAUUGGUAAUUAGACAAAUGGUGGUAACGCCUAAAGUAGUAUUUAUUCCAUCCAAAUCAACUGCGGUGUCCGCUUUACCUUGAACCGCGAUUUUUUAUUCUGUGGUUUUUCCUUGUUUUGCAAGUCAAGAUGUCUUUGAGCCUGUAUUUUGUACUUUUUGUCGCUCCGCUCGUGCUAUGCGCGAACGUGUCGAUUGACCCGGCAACUCUGCACAACGUCUUUGGGUUUCCUUAUGCGCUAAACACUGUGGCCGCAGCCAACCAGCCCAGCGCAAGUGCUGCAGGCUAUUCAGCCCAGGCAUACCCAGUCCAGGGUUACUCCAACCAGGGUUAUGGAGUCAAAGUCCCCCCGGCAAACAGCCAGGUUGCAGCCGUCACCCCGGCCAAUGGAACCCUGGUGGAUCUUGACUACUGGGACUCCGUAGAUGAAUACACCCCCUCCGCUACCGACUAUGACAAAUUUGACUGGACCCUAACUAAACGUGUAGCGUCAUCAUCGAAUGAGAACUUCUUGCUGUCACCUCUAGGCCUGAAGUUGGCUCUGGCCAUUCUCACGGAAGCCGCAACUGGCAACACUCAAGCUGAGCUCUCUAACGUCUUGGGCUUCGACCUCGACAGGGUGUUGGUGCGAAGGAAGUUCUCCGCCAUCAUAGAAUCUUUGCAGAAUAGUAAAUCAGACCAGUACAUCCUGAACUUAGGUAAUAGGAUUUAUGUGGAUGACAUUGCUGAGCCGCGUCAACGUUUCGCAGCCAUUGCGCAAGAGUUCUACAAAACCGAAUUGACGAAGAUCGACUUCGACAAUCCUGCUGUUGCAGCCAGAGACAUUAACAACUGGGUAGCUAACAAGACUGAUGGGCAUAUCACCAAUUUGGUUGGCGAAGAUGAUAUUACCGGCAUGGUUGUCCUGGUCCUCAACACGCUGUACUUCAAGGGAACUUGGCGACAUCAGUUCGCUCCUAACGCCACAAAACUCGCUCCUUUCUACGUAUCUCCCACCGUCCAGAAACAAGUUCCUUUCAUGAAUGUCAGGGAUAAUUUCUACUAUGCCGACUCUACCAAAUAUGACGCUAAAAUUUUAAGAAUGCCCUAUAAGGGUAUGAAGUUCUCUAUGUACAUCAUAGUGCCUAAUUCAUUGACGGGUCUGCCGCGCAUCUUGAAUGGACUGAGCGAUCUUCGUUCUGAACUGUAUUAUUUGCAAGAGCACGUUGUGGACGUCACACUACCCAAGUUCCAAUUUGACUACACAUCGUUAUUGGAUGGCAUCCUUAAGGAGCUGGGUAUCAGACAAGCGUUCGAAGACACUGCUUCGUUCCCCGGCAUUGCUCGCGGACAAAGUUUACUCCAACGCCUCCGCAUCUCCAAAGUGCUGCAACGGUCGGGCAUUGAAGUCAAUGAAAUUGGCAGCAUUGCUUAUUCAGCCACAGAAAUAUCGCUGGUGAACAAAUUUGGCGAGGAUGCAGAGAGCAAUCGCGAGCUGAUUGCUAACAAGCCCUUCUUGUUCUUCAUCCAAGAUGAGGCCACAAGACAACUGCUGUUCACAGGCCGCGUGUCCAACCCUGCCUUAGUCGACGGGGCCUUCAAGCUUCAAUUUCUGGCGUUUGCACAUGUGUACAGUCUAGAUGGCCAGCAACAACUGGAUCAAUCUAGGUUAAACUUUUUUGACACGGAUCUUCUUCGCUACUCCUGUGAAGAUCGCAAAGGCAAUGUUGUUGUCUCACCAGCCAGUAUGAAGUCUACCCUGGCGAUGAUACUGGAAGGCGCUGGCGGGGCCACGGCAGCUGAAAUCAGAAGUGCUUUGAGACUGUCGCCCGAUAAAGAUGAGUUUAGGGAGCAGUUGAAUUUUUACCUAUCCAUGCUACAGGGCAACAAAACUGGAGCAAUCUUACAAAAUGCCAAUGCAGUGUUUGUGUCUGACAAGUUGAAACUGAUGAAAGAUUAUGAGCUGAUGCUGCAGAAAGUGUACAUGACAGACGUAUCCAAGAUGGACUUCAAAGAUCCGUUUCCUGUUGCUGAGCACAUCAACAGCUGGGUGAAUAACAGGACUAAAGGACUCAUACCCACUAUUAUAGAACCUGUGCAAAUCACUCCAUACACCCAAAUCCUGUUAACCAACGCGCUGUACUUCAAGAGCAACUGGCAGCACCCAUUCGACUCCAAGAACACCAGAAGUGGCUGCUUCCACCUCCAGGGUGUGUGUCGCAACGUGGCCAUGAUGGAACUUCAUGCUGAGCUGAAUUAUGCUUAUGUAGAAAACCUCAGGGCCCAUGCUGUUGAAUUGCCAUAUGAGGGUGCUCAAUACUCAAUGGUGUUGCUGGUGCCUCAAGACCGGGACGGCCUGGCACCUCUCGUCAGAGACCUGCCAUACAUGAGUUUGCCACAGAUCUCCAUGCUGUUUGAACCUACAGACGUCACCCUGCUCCUGCCACGGUUCACUGUCGACUAUAGCGAGGAUAUGAUCGGACCCCUUCGGAGCAUGCGCAUAACGUCUCUCUUCUCACCAACGGCGAAUCUUUCUGGAAUAUUUGAGGGCGAUUCACCGCAAAUCAACAGUAUAUUCCACCGAGUUCACUUAGCAGUCGACGAGUCGGGUACAGUCGCCGCCGCAGCCACCGCAGCAAUGGUCAUACCGCUCAUACAUAACGGGGUUCAGAUCCGUGUGGACCACCCUUUCGCGUUAUUCAUUAGAGAUAAUAGGCAGGGCCUGGUGCUGUUUGAAGGGAAAAUUGAAGAACCAACGGCGUAUGUCGAGAAAAAUGGAUUGGCUGGUCAGGCAGUAAAAAAUAACACAGGCAAUCCCAUCAAAAGGUCUUAUGGAUAAAUCAAUUCAAUUCAUAUUUUUUUUAACUAUUAAUUUUAAAAAUGUUAUAGUGACUGUCUCGUGCCUGUAAGCUACAUCUAUUAUACAACAAUAAACCAUUGUUACAACUACAAGUAAUAAUAAAAUAAUACCUAUGAUAA
Messenger RNA from Pectinophora gossypiella (pink bollworm), 3083 nucleotides. RefSeq lists its product as uncharacterized. Gene Ontology annotation, molecular function: serine-type endopeptidase inhibitor activity. NCBI's taxonomy places the organism in Eukaryota, Metazoa, Arthropoda, Insecta, Lepidoptera, Gelechiidae. Bases 256 to 2943 code for a protein of 895 amino acids. The transcript is spliced from 14 exons. The record is from RefSeq and is a predicted model, not a curated record.